UUUAAUAUUAAUUUAUGAUGGAAAUUGAGGAUUGGGAAAAAAGAUCUGAAAACACUCCGCUUAAAGUACACAUGAUUGCUGGUUGCUUAGCAGGAUUGAUUGAACAUGUAUCAAUGUUGCCAUUAGAUAAUGUGAAGACUCAUCUUUAAGUGCUCCCUGAUUCGAAGUUCUCGUAGACAGUUUCAUCUUUGAGGAAAUAAGGAUUAAAGACUUUCUUUAAUGGAUAUGGAGCAGUCACAGCAGGUUGUAUGCCAGCUCAUGCAUUUUAUUUCAGUAGUUACGAGAUUUUGAAAACUCUUCUGAAUGUUAAUGAUGAAGAUAUCCAUCCUUAAGCCUUUGCUUUUAUCGGAGCUGUAUCAACUCUAUGGCAUGAUCUAAUUAUGGUACCAUUUGAUGUUAUAAAAUAAAGAUAGCAAAUCUAAGAGAAGAGUUUCAAGAGAACAGUCAGAACAGUCUUAAAGUAAGAAGGACUGAUCGCAUUUUAUCGAAGUUUUCCAAUCACUUAUUUAAUGUCUGCCCCUUAUUAGGCCAUAUUUUUUGCUGCCAAUGAAACUACCAAGACUUUAAUGUUUAAGAAAUCAGAACAUAAUUUUGUCACCCACUUCUGUUGUGCGGCUUUGGCAGGAUGCGCAGCUGUUUGUGUUAUGAAUCCAUUGGAUGUUGUCAAAACCAAAUUACAGACUUAGAGUUGGCAUCUUAACUCCUCCUAAGUUAAAUAUAAUUCCUUCUUUGGAACUAUAAAAACAAUAUUGAAAGAAGAGGGUUAUCUUGGUUUCUAUAAAGGAUUGCUACCAAGAUUAUGCAUGUAGACUAUGUCUGGAGCUACUGCAUGGGCAAGUUAUGAAUUCAUUAAAAGAAAACUACUUCCUCUUUCACAUGUUAAUUGAUUAAUUCUUAUAAUUGUACAAUAUAAUUUAGUAUAUAUAAAUUAAUA
Molecule: messenger RNA, 934 nt
Organism: Paramecium tetraurelia
Lineage: Eukaryota; Ciliophora; Oligohymenophorea; Peniculida; Parameciidae
Exons: 7
Biological process (GO): iron import into the mitochondrion
Cellular component (GO): mitochondrial membrane
Molecular function (GO): ferrous iron transmembrane transporter activity
Source: RefSeq, a predicted model, not a curated record